This is a messenger RNA of Oryctolagus cuniculus (rabbit), 6922 nucleotides long. The record is from RefSeq and is a predicted model, not a curated record. Lineage: Eukaryota; Metazoa; Chordata; Mammalia; Lagomorpha; Leporidae.
GUGAGCUAAGGGAAUAUAAAGAUAUAUAGUCAGAAAUCACACAAGAUUUUAUCUUAUUAUUUUAUACUUUAAGCUCUCAAAAUUACAAAACAAAGAAUAUUAAAAACUGCAAGAGAAAAGUAUCAAGUUAACUUUAAGAGCAAUCCUAUUAGAAUUGUAACAGAUUUUUCAACAGAAACAAUACAAGCCAGGAGAGAAUAGAAUGAUAUAUUCCAAGUUCUGGAAACAAAAAGUCUAGCAGAAUGCUUUAACCAGCUUAGCUAUAUUUCAUAAGUGAAGAGAAAUAUAAUUCUAAGACACACAAAAAUUGAAGAAAUUUGCCUCUAUCAGAUCAGCUUUAUAAACAAUGCUUAAAGAAGUCCUAUAAAUAGAACCAAAGAAAGAUAACUAUCAUGAUGGAAAUACAUGAAAUUAUUGAAUUUCUGACAUUGACUUGCUUGCUGAAAGUGGCAGAAGAUGCUGGUUUAUUCCUCAAAUGGACACGAUAGCCAGGGUGAGUACAGGCCGAAACUAGGAGCCAGGAAGUCCAUUCUGGUCUCCCACAUGGGUGGGAGGGGCCCAAGUCUUUGAGACAUCUUCCCACUGCUAGCUUUAAUACUGAGCUGGAUUGGAAGCACAGCAUCAGGGAAUUGAAUGGUCACUCUGAGACAGGAUGACAUUACAAGUGGCAAGUAAACCUCUGCUCCACAACACUGGUUCCCUUCCUCAAACUUUUUGAAAUGUCUUUAUUCAUUGAUUUGGACCUUACAUUUCACUGAUGGGUCUUCAUAGAUUCCUGAUGUCAAUUCAGUCAAGUAAGAUCAAAAGGAUUAAAGAAUAGUACAUAGGCAUAAAUCAUAUGUGAAUAUGACUUACUUUUUCAGUCAAGUGAUCACAUGUAUCCUAAAGCUUGAUUUUUUCUUUUUACAGGCAGAAUUAGACAGUGAGAGAGAGAAACAGAGAGAAAGGUCUUCCUUUUCCCUUGGUUCACCUCCCCCCCAAAUGGCCGCUAUGGCCAGCAUGCUGCACCGAUCUGAAGCCAGGAGCCAGGUGCCUCCUCCUGGUCUCCCAUGCGGGUGCAGGGCCCAAGGGCCUGGGCCAUCCUCCACUGCACUCCCGGGCCACAGCAGAGAGCUGGACUGGAAGAGGGGCAACUGGGACAGAAUCCGGCACCCCAACCGGGACUAGAACCUGGGGUGCCGGUGCCGCAGGAGGAGGAUUAGCCUAGUGAGCUGUGGCGCUGGCCUAAACUUGAUGUUUUAAUAUGCAUCUGCAUGUUACUACUUUGAGUCUGGUGUUUUAAAAUUAGGAAUGAGUUUAUAUGGUGGUAAUGAUUACCUUAGGCUGGUGAAAAUAGUACUAUGUCCAGUUUUAUGUUGUUAACAUCUUAACACCGAUAUGUGAAAGGCUUUUGUGGUAGAAUUUAUUUCAAAUUCAACUUCACUUUCUGAUUACACAUUGCUCUUACUAAAUCAAAUGCCAUUACUUCUUAGGUACACCUAUCACCUCCUUACUUUCAUUCCAAAUGACUGUUUUUCCUGCCCCUCAGAAACAUUCAAGUAAAUUUAUGUGUGAGUGGCUCCAUCUUGUGUGUUGGAGAGUUUGGUGUCAGGGAUAAAGCUCAUAUGCUGGCAGAGACCUGAAGGAUGAGGAACACACCCUGGUUCCAUUAGCUCCAUUCUCUGCUGCAGGCUCCACUUCUUCCUAUCCACUGGCACCUCCUGGCUUCCAAUAAGGCUCUUUCCUUUCAUCCAUCAGUACAGUAAAGUCUAACACACAGGCAUUCUGAAAAUUUCCUUAGAGCUUUUCUAGGGGUUACUAGAUUUGAAUACUAGCAGGAGGAAGAAGUAUUCCUCUUAUGACACGUUCUUCUUUUACCCAAAUUUGUGCAAAAACAGGAAAAUGACCUACAUAUGCUUCUGUGAAAAUAUAUGAAAAGAGUCUCCAACACUCUCUUCUGCCAUGCUCCUCUCAGGAAUUUUGCCAAAUCUCAAUCAUCAUGAUUUUCUGUGUAUAUUUGUGAUCUCUGCUAGGGUCAGGAGUCCACAGUCACUGUCCUAGAGAGCUGCCAGGUGGCUAACCUGAUUGUCACCUGCUACACAGGGUGGAACCACAGGUGACCAAGGCAUUUGCCAGAACUAGGAAGACCACUGAAGAAUUGGAGGAGAUGCUGAAUGGGUAGAAGUCUCAAGGACCUCAGACUUCUGAAGUGUAUCACAUCCUCAAACAGAAAGAACCAGCUGACAAGUUUCCAUCUGCAGUAUAUCAGAUCUGUGAAGGCAGACUCUUCCUAGAGAUGUCGUCUCCAGAGCCAUCAGAGUAUAUCUGAAGUUAGCCAUGCAACACAUUGGAGAAUGUUUUAUCUUUCUAAUCAAUCUUCUGUUUUCACAUGGAACUAUGUGACUUGGCAACAACAUGUUUGCUUGAAGGUAAUCCUAGUUUGGAUAGUUAUAUAUUUUUAUAGUUUAACUUUUUAAUUGUGAGAGACAAUUCAUUGGCUAAGAUGUACUGGGCAGUAACUAUAUACACAUGUAAACAUGUAAUUGUGUACUGUUUCUCAUUCUGUGAGACCAAAAUUUUAUGUCCAUUUUAAAAAUUGCUUUUGAAACUUUCCUACUGUGAUAGUUUAUAAGAUUAUGACUGGGGCUGGCACUGUGGCAAAGAAGGUUAAACUGGGGCCAGCAUGGUGGCAGAGAAGGCUAAGCCUCCAUCUGCAAUGCUGUCAUCCCAUAUAAGCACUGACUCAAGUCACGGCUAUUCCAUUUCUGAUCCAGCUCCUGAUAAUGUACCAGAGAAUGCAGCAGAGGAUGGCCAAGUCCUUGGGCCACUGCACACACAUGGGAGACCUGGAUGAAGCUCAUGGCUCCUGGCGUCAGCCUGGCCCAGUCCCAGCUGCUAUGGCCAUAUGGGGAGUGAACCAACAGAUGAAAGAUUUCUCUAUCUCUCCCUCUCUCUCUGUAACUCUGCCUUUCAAAUAAAUAUAUAAAUAAAUAAAAUAUUUUAAAAAAACAUUGGGAAGGAGGACCCUUCUCUUCAUCUCUCUCUCUCUCUCUCUCACUGUAACUCCACCUACUAUUUCAAAAGACAGCUGUUUCAUGCAGUAGGGUCUAGGUGUAUUCACAGCUGAGUGGGAAUUGAGAUAAAGGACUCUGAGAUGUGAAGGUCUAUUAAGUACUAGUGUAGGUUAUUGGGUGUUGGGAUAUCUGAGAAUUUUUCAUUCUGUUCAAGAUCUCUGUCCUGGCAUGCAUUCUGCCCCUUUCCCCCUCCCAGGACCUCCACAGAAUAUACAUUCACAUUUCUAUCUAAACUUGAGAGCUGGAAGGAGCAAUAUAAUGGCUCUGGGACAGAAGACAGGUGAAAGGCAGUAAGCAAAGGAUGUAGUAGAUGUCUGCUUUGUUUUUAUUUUGACAUGCAGCCUUCACUCUCACUUCUGGAAAUGUAUCUCUGUUGCCUUCUUUUUUGGCUGGCGCUGCGGCUCACUAGGCUAAUCCUCCGCCUUGCGGCACCGGCACACCGGGUUCUAGUCCUGGUUGGGGCGCCGGAUUCUGUCCCAGUUGCCCCUCUUCCAGGCCAGCUCUCUGCUGUGGCCAGGGAGUGCAGUGGAGGAUGGCCCAAGUGCUUGGGCCCUGCACUCCAUGGGAGACCAGGAGAAGCUCCUGGCUCCUGCCUUCGGAUCAGCGUGGUGCGCCAGCCAUGGCAGCCAUUGGAGGGUGAACCAAUGGCAAAGGAAGACCUUUCUCUCUGUCUCUCUCUCACUGUCCACUCUGCCUGUCAUAAAAAAAGGCAAGUUUUACUAAUAAUGGAUGAUCAGAUAAAUUCACCAAAAAUAUAUUGAUAAUUCAUUUGAUUAUAAAUGAAGAAAACACACUUGAGUUAUAAAAUACACAUACCCAUUUGAGAAUUUGAAAAACACAGACAAAAGAAAAAGAUAUAUUCCUUAAUUAUUGAAAAAAGGAAUUAUGUAAUUUGAAUUACUGGUUCAAAUAUGUUUCAAAUUUGAAUUACUAUAUUUAGUGAAGAAUCCUUGUACUCAUUCAAUAUUCCAAUUGUCUUUUAUAGUGAUCAUUUCCAAAACAUGGUAUGCACCACCCCAUUUAAUUUUUUCUUCAGUUUUUUCUUCAUACUACUUGUUGAAUUCCUUACUUAGUGGAGAGUUAAUCUUGUGAGUAUAAAUUAAGCUGAAAAUACAUCUUCGUAAAAAUCAAGAGUGGGAAUAGGAGAGGGUGGAGAAAGCAGUGUGGGAGCAUGGGUGGGAGGGAGGGUAGAGUGGGAAGUAGCACUAUAUUCCUGAAUCUAUAUAUAUGAAAUACAUGAAAUUUGUAUAUUUUAAAAAAAUUUUAAAAAAACCAAGAAAAUUCUGUCUUUAUCAAGAUAUACUAAAUAGACAUUGCUAAGAUCUUCCGUCUUCCCUAGCAGAGCAGGAUAGCUAUUUUAAAACAGAAUGCCAAAUGAUAAAAGGAAAGAGUGAAGCUAUAAAUAUGUCACAUUUCAAAUAGCUAAGGAGCAUCCACAGUCAGAUGCUUUUUAAGCCGGGAAGAUUUAUCUCAGAGGCAUCCUAAGUAAGACUGUCCAAAAAGACCAUCUUUUCUCUCUCUCUCUCUCUCUUUUUUUUUUUUUUUUUUUUUUUUUGGACAGGCAGAGUGGACAGUGAGAGAGAGAGACAAAGAGAAAGGUCUUCCUUUGCCAUUGGUUCACCCUCAAAUGGCUGCCGCGGCCGGCGCGCUGCGGCCGGUGCACCGCGCUGAUCCGAAGGCAGGAGCCAGGUGCUUCUCCUGGUCUCCCAUGGGGUGCAGGGCCCAAGCACUUGGGCCAUCCUCCACUGCACUCCCUGGCCACAGCAGAGAGCUGGCCUGGAAGAGGGGCAACAGGGACAGAAUCUGGCGCCCCGACCAGGACUAGAACCCGGUGUGCCAGUGCCGCAAGGCAGAGGAUUAGCCUAUUGAGCCGCAGCGCCGGCCAGAGACUAUCUUUUCUCAAGAUCUCAUUGCUCAGAAAAGGUAGAGUUCAAGUUCAAUUGCAAACAUGUUUUGGUCUGAAUUUACCAAGAAUUUUUUUUUUUUACUUUUUUUUUCUAUAGAUUUAUUUGUUUGAAAGAGUUACACAGAGAAAGGAGAGGCAGAGGGCGGGGAGGGAAAGGGAGAGGGAGAGAGAGGUCUUCCAUCCGCUGGUUUGCAGAGCUGGGCCAAUCUGAAGCCAAGACCCAGGAGCUUCCUCCGGGUCUCCCACGUGGGUCCAGGGGUCCAAGGACUUGGGCCAUCUUCCACAGCCUUUCCAGACCAUAGCAGAAAGCUGGAUCGGAAGUGGAGCAGCCAGGACUGGAACCGGCGCCCACAUGGGCUGCGGGCACUGCAGGCAGGGGCUUUACCCGCUGUGCCACAGCACCCGUCCCUUUCCAUCUAAAGCAUUCCUGAACUCUAACUUUUAUUUCCUUAAAGGCAGAGCUACAAGGAGAGGAUGACGGGUGACAGAGAAAGAUCUUCUAAACGCUGUUCACUCCCCAGAGGCUGACACCAGGAGCCUGGAACUCGAUCCGGGUCUCCCCCAUGGAUGGCAGGGCCACAUGGUUGGGCCGUCUGCCACCACCUUCCCAGGCCCACCAGCAGGGAGCUGGAUCGGAAGUGGAGCAGCGGGGACCUGAACUGGUUGCCAUGAGGGUUGCUGGCGUGUAGCAAGGCUGCCAGAGACCAGGGCAUCACCGGCCCGCAGGCCCGGACACCUGGGACAGGGUAGGGGUGGGGCCAGCAGCAGGAGCUCACGGUGGUGCUGAGUGGACGGCCGGGGCUGCUGGACCUAGCCUGGCCAGCGGGCUCAGGUAGGCACAGAGCAGCUGGGGGCAGGGGGUGGGCAAGGUGCAGGGAGCCCAGCCUCUGUGGGGGGACCGUGGGAGGGCACUGCAUUUUUAAAAGGAAGAUUUACUUGGGGACAGGCUUAAGCCACAGCCCACAUGGAGUUCCGAAUGAUGGCCUGGAACGCAGUGGAAGACCGCCCAAGUGCCAGGGCCCGCGCCCACCUGGGAGCCCCCAUGGAGUUCCUGGCUUCAGCGCAGCCCAGCCCUGGGGGUUACAGUCCCCUGGGGAGUGAAGCCGCGUGCAGACGACCUCUCUCUUUCUCUGCCCAGAUCACCUGCUGGCUCACCCCAGGUGCCCGCAGUGGCCUGGCAGGCACAGGGCAAGGCCAGAAGCUCCAGCCUGGUCUCCCACAGGGGGGCGGGGCCCGAGCACUGAGGCGCUUUAGCAAGGAGCUGAGAUGUGGGGCCUGCAUGCUGACCAGCUGCUGGGACGGUGUUUCCACAAUUCUCCGCGGCAGGCAGGCCGGGCACGGGCGGGGCAGGGCUAGGGGUGACAUCCCGCCCGGGGGCCUGGCCGUGGCUGGGGGCUCCGCUUUACUCAGCUGCCCUCCCGCCCAUGCGACCGCCACGCAGCCACCUUGGAGUCAGAGCACAGCCCCCUGGGGGGAGACCAGGGCACAGCCCCCAGCACCCGCCGGGCUGCUCUGGCCGUCGGGGGGCGCCCCAGCUGUCGGGGGCCCUGUCUCUAACCCAGCCCGAGACACCCGGGGCACCAGGCGGGUCGCCCAGCACGGGCACAGAGCCCAGGACAGGGGCCCGAGGGAAGCGACAGGGGUCUGGAAGUGUCUCGGAGGCGGAGGCGCAGGUCACAGCCAGAGGAGCCAGGCUGUGGGAGCCCGCGCCCCGCCCGCCCACCCGCGCAGGGCCCAGAUGAAGUCCCCGGGAGGGCCCAUGGCCCCCUUCCCCGGCACCAGGCCCUAUGGGGCCCGGCAGCCACCACCUACCUGUCCGCCAGCUGCUGGGCGCCAGGCCCACGCCGCCGCCACUCGCUCCGCGCCGAGGACUCGGGUCAGACGCCGCGGCUGCCAAGCUCCUGAAUUUACCAAGAAUAUUGAUCCACUCGUUCAUGUUUCAUACAAACUUAUGACAUUUUAA